GCUGUGCGCUCUUGCUGAGAGGCUGCAGAGAGAGAAAGGCGCGCGCACGCUCAUCCAAACAAAGAGACCCAUCAACAUCAUCCCUAGUGCAUCAGCAGAACGCAUUCCUCUCCAAGUUCCUGCAAGGCCAAGGCGUCUUCCCGAGCGCGCACCAUGACUGCAAACGGAACCAGCGACAUGCUCAAGAUCCAAUUCGGCUUGAUCAACUGUGGGAACAAAUACCUCACAGCUGAAACGUUUGGCUUCAAGAUCAAUGCAUCAGCAACCAGCAUGAAGAAGAAACAGAUCUGGACCUUGGAGCAGAACGGUGAUGACUCGAACAUGUUCUACCUGAAGAGCCAUCUAGGAAGGUACAUCGCCGCUGACAAAGACGGGAACGUCACGGGUGACAGCGAGACACCAACCGAGGAUUGCUGUUUCGCAAUCACUGCCGAUGAUGAUGGGCGCUGGUCUCUGCAAUCUGAGCCUCACAAACGCUACCUCGGUGGCACCGAAGACCGAAUCACAUGCUUCGCCCAGACCGUCUCCAUCGCAGAGAAAUGGAGCGUGCACAUCGCCAUGCACCCCCAGGUGAACAUCUUCAGCGUCACCAGGAAAAGAUACGCACACCUGAGCCCAGAGCAGAACGAGAUCGCCAUUGACGGGGAUGUCCCAUGGGGCGUUGAUUCUCUCAUCACCUUGGUCUUCCAAGACCAGAGGUACCACCUACAGACCUCCGACAACCGCUUCCUGAAGAAUGAUGGAAGCCUCUCCCAAAAGCCUGACAAGACCACUGGAUAUACUCUGGAAUUCAGGUCUGGAAAGGUCGUGUUCAGAGACUGCACUGGGAAGUACCUGGCUCCCUCUGGUCCCAGUGGAACCAUGAAGUAUGGCAAGAGCUCCAAGGUGGGGAAGGAUGAGCUUUUUGUUCUGGAGCAGAGCCACCCUCAAGUGGUGCUCACCGCUGGCAACGACAAGAAUGUGUCCACCAGGCAAGGCAUGGACCUCUCUGCCAACCAAGAUGAAGAGAGCGACCAGGAGACUUUCCAGAUGGAAAUCAGUAAGGACACAAAGAAGUGUGCCUUCAGGACCUGCACUGGGAAAUACUGGACUCUCACAGCUAAUGGUGGCCUCCAGUGCACUGCAUCUACCAAAUCUGCUAACUGCUACUUUGACAUUGAAUGGCGUGGGAAGAAGAUUACUCUACGUGCCAGCAAUGGGAAAUAUGUGGCCGCCAAAAAGAAUGGACAGCUCGCUGCCACCAUUGACUUGGCAGGUGAGACAGAGGAGUUCCUGAUGAAACUCAUCAACAGGCCUCUCAUUGUGCUGAGAGGAGAACAUGGAUUCAUUGGCUGCAGGAAGGUGACUGGCACUCUGGACUCCAACCGCUCCUCAUAUGAUGUCUUUGGGCUGGAGUUUCGAGAUGGAGCCUACAGCCUUCAAGACUCCACAGGGAAAUACUGGAUGGUGGAUGGUGAAUCGAUUGUGCUCAGCAGUAGCGACACCCCUGUGGACUUUUUCCUCGAAUUCUGCGACUACAACAAAGUGGCUAUCAAGUCGAGUGAAGGGAAGUAUCUAAAGGGAGAUCACGCAGGUGUUCUGAAGGCAAACGCAGACGAGCUGGACAGCUCCACUGUGUGGGAGUACUAAAAGCACUUGAGUAACCACUGUUGCUUUUUUCUUUGCAAUUUCCUUUUCCUUUCUGUUAUGUUUUUGAGUUUUGAAUAAGAGUGAGCACAUGGCAGAGAGGAACUCAAUGGUGGAGGGUUUUUACUUCUAGUCACAUAUACUCCAUUCUGUCUAAUUAAUUUUGUGUUUGGGUUCCAUGACUUGACUGCAGUGUGUGCAAUUUUCAUUGCUGAUGAUGAGUGGCCAAAACUGGGACUUCUGGGACUUAACUGGCAUCCAAAUUUGUGUAGUGUGGUUAAAGUAUGUCUCAUGCCAUCUCCUAAUCUGUCAAAGUAUUUGCCUGGCAUUCAAAUGAGUCCAUUCUCAAAGAAUGACCCGCCAUCUGCUUGACACCACACAUAGAGCCACAGGAUUGUUGUCAAAGUAGGAGUUUGAUGUACCGGAUUGUACCGUGAUAAUCCUCCCUUUUCUCUGCACAGUCCUGUUAAUAUUAACACAUAGCAAAAUAUGUCAAAGAAAACCUUGUGUCUGUUUGCUAUUAAUGAUGUAAUGCCUCCCCCUGCUCACUUAUUGCCAGUCAUAAAUGUCCAAUGGCAAUAUUUGCAGGUAAAUAUAUGAAUGUUGAUAUUUUUUGAAUUAUGAAGGAUGCUCUGGGACCACUGAAACGGUCACAAGAGCUACACUGUUUUUCUGUUUUUGUAUUUGAAGUAUGGCAGUGCUCUGAUGUGUAACACAGUAUGUAAUGCCUCCAUUUGUGCCAUUAGAAUUAAUUUUAAUGCUCGUAAAGAGGGGGAGCAACAAGAACUGGAUUGGUACAGUACAGUCCUUCAUUUCAAAAUUAGGGUUACAACUCAUGGAAUUGUAAAUGGGGGGGAAAAAUAGAUAUUAAAAUGGAAAUGGUUUUCUGCAACUGAAAGUUGUCAUCGUUAUAUUGUGUGCCGUGUAGCCAGGUGUAAAGAUACCGAGAAUGAGGUAUGUUGUUGCAGGUUCAACACAAUAUUUAUGGUAAAUUUAACCACUUUUCCUUUUGAUCCUGAAGGAAUGAGGGGUCCUUGUUGACUGGACCCAUGUAAUGGUCUAAGCUGGAAAAUGGUAAAAGUUUUCACUGGAAAUAUUACUGCAUUUUUUUGUUUGUUUGAUUAGGCACAGACAUUAUCAUCAAACUUGUUUCAUUCUACACAUCACUGUGCAUUAGCCAAUAGUAAUAACUGAAUAUAAAUGAAAAGCCAAAAUUAAAACAAUUUCACAACUUUAUUGUAUUUCCUGAAUUAAUCAUUUAACAUAACUGGACAGGAAGCCAUAAGUUUGGCUUGCCAAAAUGUGACUGCUCUGUAUGUUUUGAGAAAUCAUGCAUUGGUUGACUGAUUAAGCUUUAAACCUUAAACUAGUGCUUUAUUUGAUUUCAGGUGUGCAUCAAACUAACAGUGCCACUUCGAACAUGUCUGUUCUUUAUGAAUGGUGCAUCCUGCAGUCUGAAUAUCAUCUGUCAUUUUAUUCACACUCUACUUUCUAUGGUAAUGUUAAUGACUGUGCAUAAUUAGAGGGCUAUUAUAAGAAAAAAAAUGACAUUCCACAUCAAUAAUUUGUAAAACUUUUAAAAUGCUUUUUUUUUUUUUUUUGUAUAUAUGUUGUUUUGAUAUUAUGGUUCUUUUUCCUCAUGUGCCAUGGGUACAAAUGAAAUCUGAAAAUAAAUACAGU
This is a messenger RNA of Xyrauchen texanus (razorback sucker), 3306 nucleotides long. RefSeq names its product fascin-like. The transcript has 5 exons. Gene Ontology annotation, biological process: cell migration; actin filament bundle assembly; establishment or maintenance of cell polarity. NCBI's taxonomy places the organism in Eukaryota, Metazoa, Chordata, Actinopteri, Cypriniformes, Catostomidae. Gene Ontology annotation, cellular component: cytoplasm; ruffle; cell projection membrane. The coding region runs from base 154 to 1629 and encodes 491 amino acids. The record is from RefSeq and is a predicted model, not a curated record. Gene Ontology annotation, molecular function: protein-macromolecule adaptor activity; actin filament binding.